AACCGAUAUAUUUAGAGGUGUACACACGAGAGGAAUAGAUCCUUCCACAUAGACCAAUGAUUUUUAAUUUUUUAAUACCUAAUUAAUAGUUCAGUAAUUCAGUAUAAGUACUCAGUAAUUUAAAUAUUUUACAGUUUAAAAAUAAUUAGUUCAAUAUCCCUAAUCCUUCCACAAUGGGAAAAUUGUGUGUACACUCCACUGGAUGUAUUAUAGUUUAUUGUUACUAUAUAGUGUAAAUUAUAGCCGUAAAAAAUUCUGUAAUAAACAUGAUGUGGCGUUUAGGGGUAUGGAAGAGAAGGCAAUACUCGACAUUUCAGAUCUGCGUUGCACAGAGACGGAUCCCGGGGAUACCACUACGGUGCUCGACGGUCUUUUGGGAGCUGGACCGCACUACGAUUACGGCGAUGUGACCGGCUGCAACAGUCCUACGGAUCGAUGUGACGACAACGAUCAAUCAUCUGGAUCUCUGAGCACUGACCAAAAUUCCAAUAACAACAUCAAGAGGAAACAACGAAGAUACAGAACGACGUUUACGAAUUUUCAACUAGAAGAAUUAGAAAAUUCAUUUCAGAAAACACAUUACCCUGAUGUAUUUUUUCGCGAAGAACUGGCAAUGCGAAUUGAUUUGACUGAAGCUAGGGUGCAGGUAUGGUUUCAAAAUCGUAGAGCCAAAUGGCGGAAGCAGGAAAAAACUUUGGUUUCCCAGCAUCAGAAUCAAAAUGAACCAAUUAUAAGCCCUUGUUUAACAGAUAAUCCAUUAUUCGGAAACUCGUCUAGCCUUCUUCCUCAGCCAGAUUGGAACAGUCUAUGCUCUUAUAAUUCAUUUCAACCAUCAGCGACGUUCGAUAAGGAUCUACAAGCAAUUGACAUCGACAAUGAUUUACUUCGAUUCAAAACAAGAGAAUUACACGAAAACGAUAUGCUCAUGUCGCCACCUUCAUAGACAUUUAUUAAUCAUUUGUUAAGUAAAUUGUUAAUUAAAUA
Molecule: messenger RNA, 984 nt
Organism: Rhopalosiphum maidis (corn leaf aphid)
Lineage: Eukaryota; Metazoa; Arthropoda; Insecta; Hemiptera; Aphididae
Product: paired mesoderm homeobox protein 2-like
Exons: 5
Coding region: 203-943 (246 amino acids)
Biological process (GO): regulation of transcription by RNA polymerase II
Molecular function (GO): DNA-binding transcription factor activity, RNA polymerase II-specific; RNA polymerase II transcription regulatory region sequence-specific DNA binding
Source: RefSeq, a predicted model, not a curated record